Molecule: messenger RNA, 1760 nt
Organism: Sycon ciliatum
Lineage: Eukaryota; Metazoa; Porifera; Calcarea; Leucosolenida; Sycettidae
Product: casein kinase II subunit beta-like
Exons: 6
Coding region: 280-969 (229 amino acids)
Cellular component (GO): cytoplasm; protein kinase CK2 complex
Molecular function (GO): protein kinase regulator activity
Source: RefSeq, a predicted model, not a curated record
ACCUCGUGAAAAAAGUGCAACACUCUUGCUGCUUGCGUCCUUCUUGUUCGGUUUGUCACGGAGAACCCAGGCCAGGAGCUGGGCAUGAAAGGAUUAAUAGACACACUGCCGAGACCAACUUUUCGUGUGGUUCAUUCUUGCUAGCAAGAGGAAAAACUUUUGCCGCAUGAAGUUGGUCUAUUGGGCAACGCGUUGUUAGUUCGAAACUGUGUCUUUCUGAAUACAGUUUUGGUUAGUUGAUCGGAUAUAGCUUGAUAUACCGUCCACCGACUGGUCACAAUGAGCAGCUCUGAGGAGGUAUCGUGGAUAUCCUGGUUCUGCAGCCUACGUGGAAAUGAAUACUUUUGUGAGGUUGAUGAAGAUUACAUUCAGGAUAAGUUCAACUUGACUGGACUAAACGAGCAUGUGCCUCACUACCGUGCCGCACUGGAUAUGAUUCUAGACUUCGAACCAACCCGUGAUGACGAGAUGGAGGAUAACCCAAGCCAGAGUGACCUCAUCGAACAGGCUGCCGAGAUGCUGUAUGGCCUGAUUCAUGCACGGUACAUAAUGACCAAUCGUGGCAUCUCGCAAAUGAUUGAGAAGUACCACCAGGGUGAUUUUGGACACUGCAGCCGGGUAUUCUGUGAGAAUCAGCUCGUGCUACCUAUUGGCCUAUCCGACAUGCCAGGGGAGAGUAUGGUCAAGUUGUAUUGCCCUAAAUGCGAAGACGUCUACACGCCCAAAUCAUCUCGGCACCACCAUGUUGAUGGCUGCUACUUUGGCUCCGGAUUUCCACACAUGCUGUUUAUGGUGCACCCGGAACUCCGGCCGCAGAAGAACCCAAACAGCUUUGUACCCAGAUUAUACGGAUUUAAGAUUCAUCCGUUGGCUUACCAGUAUCAGCUACAGGCCGCCCAGCGUCAUCAGCAGCAGCAGCAGAUGAAUGGCUCGCGCCCGAAAGGACAGCAGAAACCCCAUUACAAGUAGAAUAUGCGUGUGUGUCAUCGAGACAUUACAAACGCUUUGCUGUGCAACCGUUCCUCCGCGGGCGCCUGCUCUCCAUUCACCUCUCCUGCUUUCGGCUCUCUGCGUAGUGUAACCUUGAGGUUUUUUCUUAGCCUUGACUCGUCGUCAGUGAUGCUAGUUAUCGUCGAGGCGGAGUUGUGUCCUGCGGGCUUUAGGAUCAGUCUCAGAGCUACGUAUUGGACAGGAGUGCAGUUAACUUCUGCUUGUGCUCUUGGUCAGUUUCACAUCUGUACAUGUUGCCUGUUCGUGCAGACUGCUAUUCGGCUGGGCAUUAUUGUCCCGUUGGAAAUCGUUACCACCCUGUAUGAAGUGUUUUCUGCUUCCUCCUCGAUCUUCCUAAAUCCUGGCUUAUUUUAUCUGAAGAUUUGUUUCAUUGGCUCUUGGUUGGCUUUCAAACUGCUUCUGAAUUGUGCCCUGUUCGUGUUUCUAUUGUUUUCUCUGCCUGGUGUCUUUUUCGGUUUUUAACUCUACACACCGUGCUGUUCACUCAGGACAUCAACCUAAACUUAAUAAUUAUUGCGGUAACGUUAAACUCGGCUCUGAAUGCAUGAAGUUUAGACCUAUAAAUUCGGGACAUCUCUGGAGAGAGUGUGCGUGCUUUCUCUGUACAACAAUGUACAUACUUCUUAUGUAUGGCCAUCCAGCUUGUGUGUAUCUAUACGUGCAAGCCUCUGUCUGCCGUUUAGCCGCUAUUUUUGUCUGGUUUUGUUUUGUUUUAGACCCUAUUCUCCUUAUAACCGGAUCAAAGCCAA